This is a messenger RNA of Anopheles moucheti, 4226 nucleotides long. It is a transcript of the gene Cka, whose product is annotated as striatin. Gene Ontology annotation, molecular function: protein binding. The transcript has 7 exons. NCBI's taxonomy places the organism in Eukaryota, Metazoa, Arthropoda, Insecta, Diptera, Culicidae. The record is from RefSeq and is a predicted model, not a curated record. The coding region runs from base 766 to 3036 and encodes 756 amino acids.
AAAGAAGUUCCAUCAAUAGAGCAGAGCGAGUUAAAAUCGGAGAAAAAAGGCUGAUCUAGUGGGGAAAAAAGGCGAUCGUGACAGUGAGCUGUAGUGGAAAGCGUGAAAUCGGCGCGUGUGUGUGACCGGCAUCUCCCCCCUCGGGGAUAAAGGAAGUUGCAGAAAGGCACCUUCUUCCGAUUGCUGAACACGUAGACGAAAAUUUUCAAUCGUGCGUUCGUGUGUGUGCGCGUAUGUGUGCUGUGUUGUCCUUUUGUGCAGAAUGCACGUGUAAAAGUGAUCCCCGUUGUGACGAUAUUCACGUAAUACGUGCGAACGCGUGAGAAGUGGCAGAACACUUGUUUUUUUUUUCUCUCUCGCCUAGCAAAGGUUGAUGAGUGUACGCGUGUGCUAGAGCGUACGUGUGUAGUUUUGUAACCCAGUGUGUUCGAAUGUCACAUUAUGCGUGCAGAUUAGAGCAAUAGAGUUGAAGGGCCAGUUGUGUAGUUGUGGAGUGAGCACGAGAGCGUGAGAGAGAGUGAAGUUUCAGCCGCAUGAAAUUGUGUGUUUUUCACGGAUGAAUUGUGCUUAUUGGUGAAUAAUUAUUGUUUUGCUUAAGAAAACCCCAUAACUAUUCCCUCCUUCUUCUUCACAAGAAUUCGGUGCGUGUAAAGAAUUCGGUGAGAAGCGUUGCGUGUGCGUUGUGUGAGACCUCUCUAGCGUGCGUGCGUGCGUCCGUAGUUGGAAUCAUUUCGUUUUGCUUCUCCGGUGAAUGGUGGACAUGUCAUGAGAAUUAAUCGUAUCGAAGAUAGAAUGGAUGACAACAGUUCGCUCGGUCACCAGAACGGUGGCGGAAGUGCAGUUGGCCAGCUGGGUGGUAUUGGUGGCGGUGCGGGCAGCGGCCAGGGCGGUGGAACCGGCGGGCUUGGUGACAUGAGCAACAGUGGUGCCGGCAGCGGGCUGGUAGGUAAGGGUGGAGCGGCCGGCGGUGGUAUGUCCGGUGCCGGGAACUGCGACGAUCAGAACAACAAAACGCCGACCCAGUACUCGAUCCCCGGCAUACUGCACUUCAUCCAGCACGAGUGGGCACGGUUCGAGCUCGAGCGAUCGCAAUGGGACGUGGAUCGGGCAGAGCUACAGGCAAAAAUUGCAGUGCUGGUGGGCGAACGGAAGGGUCAGGAAUCCCUCAAAUCCGAUCUGAUCCGGCGCAUUAAGAUGUUAGAGUAUGCACUUAAACAGGAACGUGCUAAAUUUCAUCGAUUAAAGUACGGCGUCGAUCCACCAAUGAACGAUAUCAAACCACCAACGGAUGAGCCGGGUAUUGGAACAGAAGUAGCUCCCGAUCCGGAGGUACCUUACAGUUCCGUGUCGAACAUAACUUGGCGGCAGGGUAGGCAGCUGUUGCGUCAGUAUUUGCAGGAGAUUGGCUAUACCGAUACAAUACUAGAUAUACGCUCGAACCGGGUGCGCUCGCUGCUAGGGUUGAACAAUAACAGCGAGCAGGAGGAAAACGUCAAUCCGAACGUAAACGGCGGGACGGAAUCGAACAAGCGGGCCAGCGAAUCGCAAGGACGCCGAACGCCGGCUAAAAAACCAUCCUCUGUAACUGAAGCGAUGAUACUGGACUCGGAGGCGGCGGUCAUCGCGAACUUUGAGUUCCUGGCCCGGGAGGACGUGGAGAUGUCGGACGACGAUGAUGUGUCGGACGAGAUAGACCUCGUCGUCGGGGACAGCGACGAUACGGACAUGAAAACGACCAAACGGAAAGCCAAAGGAAACACUUUGAAUGACGAUAUGGAUGCAGAAGCGGAUGAAGUAAUCAAUGAGUUGAAUCCAUUAACAGAAGGUGAGGAUGUUAUUAUGGAGGACAGUAACAAAAUCGGGGUCGCCGGAGAUGAUCUUUAUGUUGGAUACAAUAAAACUGGAAUGCCACGCCAUCCGACGAUACCGGGCAUAGGCAACGAUGAGGAGGUGGAUUCGUCACUCGGCGAGCUGGCUCAGCUGACGGUAAACAACGAGACGGAGUCGGCGUACGAUGUGUCCAACUCGAAGGAGCCAUACCGCAAGACGUGGAACGCCAAGUACACGCUUCGUUCACACUUUGACGGCGUGCGGGCGUUGGCUUUCCACCCACAGGAACCGGUCCUGAUAACUGCCUCUGAGGACCACACGCUGAAGCUGUGGAAUCUACAGAAAACUGUGCCAGCGAAAAAGUCUGCUAGUCUCGACGUGGAACCCCUGUACACGUUCCGCUCGCAUAACGGGCCGGUGCUGUGUCUCGCAAUGUCGGCAACCGGCGAGCAGUGCUAUUCGGGUGGGCUAGACGGUGCGAUCAACUGCUGGAAUCUGCCGAGCUCCAACAUCGAUCCGUACGAUAGCUACGAUCCGGAGGUGAUGCGUUGCACAAUCGAUGGACACACGGAUGCCGUCUGGGGGUUGGCCGUGAAUCAUGCGAAGAACACGCUCGUGUCCUGUUCGGCGGACGGUACCGUUAAGCUGUGGUCACCGUCCGGCAAGAUCCCCACCAACAGUACCACCUUCACGUCCGAGACGGAGGGUAUACCGACGUCGGUGGACUUUGUGAAGGAUCAGAUCGACCGUAUCGUGGUCGCGUACAGCAGCACACACUGCAUCAUCUACGACACUGAGACGGGCAAGCAGGUGGUGAAACUAGAGGCCAGCCAGGAGAUGACCGGCAAUCUCGGCAAACACAUCAACAAGGUGAUCAGCCAUCCGACGCUGCCGGUCACCAUUACGGCGCACGAGGAUCGUCACAUCCGGUUCUGGGACAACGGUACCGGUUCGCUAGUGCACUCAAUGGUGGCCCAUCUAGAUGCGGUCACCAGUUUGGCGAUCGAUGCGCACGGACUGUACCUGCUAUCUGGUUCGCACGAUUGCUCGAUCCGGCUCUGGCACAUGGACAACAAAACGUGCGUACAGGAAAUUACGGCGCAUCGGAAAAAGUUCGACGAAAGCAUACUGGACGUCGCCUUUCAUCCCUCGAAACCGUUCAUUGCCAGUGCCGGCGCUGACGCCAUAGCGAAGGUGUUCGUUUAAUAUCCUCACCGACACGUGACACGUGAGCAGCGUGACUUGUAUGUUAGUGUGUUGUGUGUGCGUGUACGUACGCGAGGCUUUGUUAACGAAACGAAGGGCGGUGAAAUCAAGGUUAAGAAAUGCGUUAUGAGACUAGCGCCCUUAUCAGUGCGGUCGCAUAAGUAUGUGUGUGUGUAUGUUUAGUUUUUAAAUCAUAAUUCUGCUAUAGUUCUUUACACUGACAAUUGUUUGUUUUAUCCCAAAUGCGACAACUGACGUUCGAAGCAAACAAAUCACUAACACUCCUAUAACAACGUUGUGUGGACACAAAAGCGUAUAUCGGUAGUUCCAACGAUGUUAAAUAGUAUCGAAAAGAUAGCGGAAGCCGAGUAUGGAAUGAUAGAUGAGCGGCAAAUGGUUUUUGAGAAUCAGACACGUGGAUGGAGAUGGCACGGGAGUUGCAGACGUAAGGAAGGACGGAAUCGAAAUAACACAUCGGAAAAACAAGUGCUAUUCGAUAUGAAUUAUGCUCUAUUAGUUCAUGUAGGGUACGGCCUACUCUCGCUGACGUAAAUGUCCUAACGGGCCAUCCGGCAUAGGUGGUGAGGCUUGAGGAGUUGUUAGUCCGUAGGCGCUUGUAGAAGGAUGUAGAUUUUCUUUAAAACUCAAUCUUCAAAUCUUUGCUAUAAUCUCUCUGUUUAUUCAACGCCAUGGUCUUCCCACUGACCAUGGCCCACUGACGGGCCGGCGUCUUCAUCGAAUAAUGGCUUCGACACAGAAGCAACUGUUGGCACAUCAGACAUUUUAUACUGCUUCUCGCCUGAUUUCUGGUGGUAGAUGAAGCUUUUGACUCCUUUUCCCAUUGGGACUCCAGAUGGGCAUGAUGGGCAUGAUUUGCAUCGUCUCUGUAACGCUCUAGGAGUCGACAUAGUUGACGACUCCCAUCGAGUCCUGACUGAACAGACCAUUCUCAAAAUGUAGGGUACGGCCUACUCCGGAGAGGUUUAAGCCCAACUAGGUCGACUUGGGUUGUCUUUUUUUCUCGUCUUCACUAUUUGUGAUCGCCCCGGAGUGUCGCAUGAUAGCAACCUUUUGUCGAAAAAAAAAUCGAUUCCGAUAAUAUCGAUACGCCGCACACACACACACACGUACACAUACACACACGGGAAGAACACAAGUAAUACAAAUAUACAAAGAACAACACUAAACAA